AGUAGUGAAGCUGUAAAGCUCCUCUAUAGGUCUGACUGUGAUUCGCUCAUUGGUCGCAGAACUGUCAGCAGCUCGAGCGACUGCUCACUCACGGCUCUUUGUGAUGUUCCCUCAUCUCGACUUGUUAGGUUUUGCUCCUCUGUCAACACCGUGUCCGACGAGACAGUUUGACUGAGUUUACUUUUACGCGCUUGUGAGAAAAGCAGGAGAACUUUACGGAUUGCAACGUUUUUUUUAUUUCCAUGGUAUACUACGAACAUUUACGGAAGAAAAAGCAGCUGCGAUGGACGCCCCACAAUUGGUUUUAUUGGUUUUAUUGGUUUCACCAUUGAGCUCCUUGUUUUCUCCGGUUGGUGCUAUUCAGAUGUGUGAUGUGGUAAAUGAGAUUGAGCUGGCAAGAGAGCGGUGCGAGAAUAAAACAGCAGGAAACGUCACAUCAGGCUGCAAAGGGAUGUGGGAUAUUAUUGCUUGCUGGCCAUCAGCCAAAGUUGGGGAACAUGUGGUUAUUCCCUGUCCAAAUUAUUUCAGACACUUCUCUGAUCAUCAUGAAGGUAACCUCUCAAAGACCUGUACUGCUGAUGGCUGGACCGAGAUGGACCCGAUGGAAAUCGCAAUACAUUGUGGUUAUAAUCUGAAUGGCACUGUUGACGAUGAUAGUUUCUUUAGGUCGGUGAAGAUCGGCUACACCAUCGGGCACAGUGUUUCUCUCAUCUCUCUCACCACUGCCAUUGUCAUACUUUGUAUAUUCAGGAAACUCCACUGCACGCGGAACUACAUCCACAUGCACCUAUUUGUGUCCUUCAUUCUGAAAGCCAUCGCCGUCUUUGUCAAAGAUGCGGUGCUCUACGAUGUUAUUCAAGAGUCUGACAACUGCUCCACUGGUUCUAUGAACUUUAUCCUCUUCAUUUGUAUCAUUCGUAUACUGCGGCAGAAGAUCAACUGUCCUGACAUUGGGAGAAAUGAAUCAAACCAAUAUUCGAGGCUGGCAAAAUCCACACUUUUGUUGAUUCCACUCUUUGGGAUAAACUUCAUCAUAUUCGCUUUCAUUCCUGAGAACAUAAAAACUGAGCUAAGACUCGUGUUUGACCUCAUUCUUGGGUCAUUUCAGGGUUUUGUGGUUGCUGUGCUCUACUGUUUCCUGAAUGGAGAGGUCCAAGCUGAGAUCAAGAGGAAAUGGAGGCGAUGGCACCUCGAAAGGUUUCUGGGUCCUGACACCAAAUACCAGCACCCAUCCAUGGGCAGCAACGGCAACAACUUCAGCACGCAGAUCUCCAUGCUGACUCGCUGCAGCCCCAAGACUCGCCGCGCAUCCGCAUGUCAAGAUGAGACGUCCAUCACAGUCUAACUUGGCUUCUAUAAUGAUGUGGUAUUGUCACCAGAAUGAGACCGUGAGAGGACAUGAAGAUGUCCAGGAAGUGUUCUAGUGAAAUGCAGUUCUGACCUUCAGAGAGAUGAGCUACUAAACCGUACAUUUGCUGAAAAUAGCGCAAUUUGUUUCCAUAGGAGUCAUCAGUGAGGUUCUUGUAUGAAAAACACAAUAUCGGACAGGCACAGGUCAUCUUCUGCAACACAUAAAACCUGUAAAUAAAGCCACAGUGAUCUUCUGGAGAGCAGCGAGAUCGUAGUUUUGCUGUCAUUUUGUGCCAACUCGGCUCUGCAGGGACACAGAAGCAACAGCAUCAUCAAGAAUGACUGAUGAUACGCUGCUGGAAAAAGAGGUUAGGGAUUCUUUGCCUGGACUGCUCAUAUAUUUUGCUUAUGAGGUAAGUAAAAAAAAA
Molecule: messenger RNA, 1778 nt
Organism: Sinocyclocheilus grahami
Lineage: Eukaryota; Metazoa; Chordata; Actinopteri; Cypriniformes; Cyprinidae
Gene: vipr1b
Product: vasoactive intestinal peptide receptor 1b
Exons: 10
Coding region: 284-1345 (353 amino acids)
Biological process (GO): adenylate cyclase-modulating G protein-coupled receptor signaling pathway; cell surface receptor signaling pathway
Cellular component (GO): plasma membrane
Molecular function (GO): vasoactive intestinal polypeptide receptor activity; G protein-coupled peptide receptor activity; peptide hormone binding
Source: RefSeq, a predicted model, not a curated record